CAAUUACGUGGCUUGAGGGCUGGAGUGUGUAGGAGGGGUUGGUGUGAAGGCGCAGCGUGAUGGCGGCUGUUGGGUGCUGGUCGCGGGUGCUCUUGCAGCUUUUGGUAGUGUCCGGAAUUACGUCUCCUGGAUGGGGUCUCUAUUUCCACUUGGGCGAGACGGAACGCAAGUGCUUUAUCGAGGAGAUCCCGGACGAGACCAUGGUCAUCGGGAAUUACCGAACACAGCUGUUUGAUAAGCAAAGGGAGGAGUACCUGCCUGCAACUCCGGGUUUAGGCAUGUUUGUGGAAGUGAAGGAUCCUGAUCAAAAGGUGGUGCUGUCCCGACAAUAUGGCUCAGAGGGCCGGUUCACCUUCACUUCACACACACCUGGGGACCAUCAGAUCUGCCUGCAUUCCAAUUCCACCAAGUUUUCCCUUUUUGCAGGAGGCAUGCUGAGAGUCCACCUUGACAUCCAGGUUGGUGAGCAUGCUAAUGACUAUGCUGAGAUUGCAGCCAAAGACAAGCUAAGUGAGCUACAGUUGCGUGUGCGCCAACUUCUGGAACAGAUAGAGCAGAUCCAGAAAGAGCAGAACUACCAGCGGUGGCGAGAGGAGCGUUUCCGGCAAACCAGUGAGAGCACAAACCAACGGGUUCUCUGGUGGUCCAUUGUCCAGACCCUCAUCCUUGUAGCCAUUGGAGUUUGGCAGAUGAGGCAUCUCAAAAGUUUCUUUGAGGCCAAGAAGCUGGUAUAAAAGAGUGGUGAUGUCAGCAAAAGGCCUGCAUCUUACAUUUCCCAGCACUUCAGGUGUUUGCACUGGUCCUUCUCUCCUCAGUCAUCCUUUCCUCAAGAAUGUUGUUGACCGGGAUCCGUGUCAUCUACCUCUCUCUGCCUCUUUCCCUCCUCUGCUCCCAUAUCUCAGCCUCCUGUGAUUCCAGCGCAGUGUUGGCCCCUAUAAGGUGUUGUAUUCUCUCCUGACAGUUGAGGACUGCUUGCUCUUGAGGCACCUUGAAUUUUUUAAUACCAUGUGAGAGAUUCAUGGGGAAGACCCUAUGUGCAGCGUUUCUCCUACUUUAAAAGGGUUUCUUAUCCAAGUUAGGGCCUGACCUGAAUGGCCCAGGCUAACCUGAUCUCAUCAAAUCUCAGAAGCUAAACAGGAUUGGCCCUGGUUAGUACUUGGGUGGGAUACCACUGAGGAAGUCCAGGGUUGUUAUGCAGAGUCACACAAUGGCAAACUAUCCCUGUUCAUCUCUUGCCUUGAAAACCCUGUGGGGGUCAUCAUGUCAGCUGCAGUGUGAUGGCACUUUUCACCACCACCAUUAAGUUAGACUCUCCUCUGUGUAGGGCACUUGAGAUGCUUUCUUUAGCCAGCAUUUCAAUAUGUCCAAGCUGAGAAAAUGAUGCUAGUUUUGAGUCCUCCUGCACUUUUACUGACUGACUUCUUGACACCACCAGCAUGUUGCUCCAAAAGAAAGUACUAAAUGAGGGAAUCUGGAGUUUCUACUCACGGUCCUCUGUCCUAUGGAUUCAUAAUGUGAACAGAAUGCGGACUAAUUGUCUGGUUAUAUGCUAUCCUUGGAAGCAAUUUUGGGAUUAUUUCUAAAAUACCUUGUGUGUUGGGGAUGGAGGGAGAGAGGGAAUGUGAUCACUGGGAUGUUCAUCAGGAGACGCUAAGAAUUAAAAUUUACUUGAUUUUCCUUAUGUCUUCCUCCUAUUGCUUUUUAGAAUUAAAGGAGCUUUUCAUGUACAAGUACAGCUACUGUUCUUCUGGCAGACUGGGUGCUUCAUUUUCUCACUAAUAUAAGCUUACUAAGUAGUUGUAAAUUUUGUUUUUCAAAAUGCUAUUUUUUACAGCAGGAACAAUUGAUAUGCCUGUUUUCUGUUUUCUGACAACUCAGUUCUAAUGUUGCUUUCAAUGGGACUCUCCUCCAAGUAAGUUUGCUUUAUAUUGCAACUCAAGUCUCCUUGGGAUUUGUCUCCUUUAAUUGAUUUCUAAGCAUUCAGCAAACUGGUACUGUAUAGAUGACAUUCAUAGAUUAUUCUAAGUAUUCUCAUUCAUCUUCCUCAAGAUAUGUGACUAUAAUGGGGAAGAGGAGGAAAGCAAAAGUACUGUAUUUAAAGAACUAUAGUGAAGGAUUUUUUGUGAUUUUCGCUGUUUUAAGCAUUUGUCCUAAACCAGUAGCUUGGCGAAGAGCUUGCCUGGCCUGUUAUUUGUCAGGAUGUGUGAUACUCUCAAGAACAGGACAAGUAACUGAUGUGGUAAAAGCCCUUUCCAUGUAUCUUUGCUAUAUAAGCCUUAAACUUUUUCAUUUGCAUUUCUUGAGAAUAACGGUAGCAGGUGAGGGAAUAAUAUGUUGUUUUCCAUAGUUUCACAGUCUAUAAAUAAACUGGUUCAAUUUGUAAGCAGAUAACUUUAUUCUCUUCCCUUAAAUUCAUGCAAGAAAGUAAGUUAUUUUGAAGCCCAAGUAUAGUGCACAGUAACAGUAAAGGCAGGGAUUACUUGCAAGAAACAAAUGCUGUUAAUUCUGUAGCCUAAAUUACACCAAACUUAUGUACGUGAGACCCAGAAGAAUCAGUUUUGAAAUGCACUUACUUGUUGAACACCAUGAGUCUAAUUCAGGUAGUGAAACUUGCCAAGUUUUCAGUAUCUGAGUAUUAUUUUUGAGCAUAUUAAAGUGGACUUGUUUGACUUUUUUGCUUUAAGAUAUAUCUUGAAAUACAGUUUGGUGAGCUUGGAGGAAGGACUGUUUUUAAGGAUUCCUUCAUUAGGUGAAUGCACGAUGUUCCAGUAUCGUAUGAAAAUGAAGUUUGCCUGGAGUUUGUGUAUCUGUGUGUGUGUUUUAAGGCUUUCACAUUUUGGAUAACUUGGGUCUGCGUCACAAACUACACCAUCCAGACUUCUAGUAUCCUGGCCAUACCACAAGGACCCUGAAAUGACCUUGAUUUUGCUCCUGGGACACAAACCAAGAGGUCUCUCAAGCACAGAUGAAGUGUGUGAAAAUGUUGGACUGCAAACUCUGGGAGUCUGGAAACUAAAGAUAGAUUCAGGUGGGGUAGCUGUGCUGGUCUGAAGCAGCAGAACAAAGUUUGAGUCCAGUUAUUAAUAAAGGUCUAGUUCCCAAGGGUGGUGGCAUGCUUAUUUUAUUUUGAGGCCAUUUUAGCCUGGUUGUUACUGUAAUAAAGAAUUAAAAAAAUAUUAAAGAUGAUCUUUCCUUCAAAAA
This is a messenger RNA of Heteronotia binoei (common prickly gecko), 3201 nucleotides long. RefSeq names its product transmembrane p24 trafficking protein 9 (gene TMED9). Lineage: Eukaryota; Metazoa; Chordata; Lepidosauria; Squamata; Gekkonidae. The transcript is spliced from 5 exons. Gene Ontology annotation, biological process: endoplasmic reticulum to Golgi vesicle-mediated transport; COPI coating of Golgi vesicle; intracellular protein transport. The record is from RefSeq and is a predicted model, not a curated record. Gene Ontology annotation, cellular component: COPII-coated ER to Golgi transport vesicle; endoplasmic reticulum-Golgi intermediate compartment; endoplasmic reticulum. Bases 60 to 734 code for a protein of 224 amino acids.